Messenger RNA from Rotaria sp. Silwood2, 615 nucleotides. The record is from the annotation of a GenBank genome assembly. NCBI's taxonomy places the organism in Eukaryota, Metazoa, Rotifera, Eurotatoria, Philodinida, Philodinidae.
AUGGUGCAAUUCACGAAUACUCCUAUGAAAAUAAUCUAUGGAACAUGUGCUUUUUUAUCGUUACUGGCACUUUUGUUAGUUAUAAUUGGGGUUGCAACCCCAAAUUGGAUAGUAAGUACAUUUAAUAUAACUCCAACUGAUAAUACAACUUCGUUUGGUGCAUAUCUUGGCUUUUUUAAAUUUUGUUACGAUGGCCCUUCUGGUGCUUGUAUCAGUCUAUCAACUCCCAUUUCAACUCCUGCUGGUUUACUGAUAUUUGGGAUUAUCUUAUUAGGAUUCAGUAUUAUCGUCUGUCUUGUUGUAGGAGUGAUCAAAUUUUCAUCAACUGGAGUUACAUUCGUGCCUCUUAUUAUACUCUUUCUUGCUUCAAUUUUCAUCAUCGGUGGUUAUGCGAUCUCCUGGUAUUAUCUCUAUUCGAGUGUACAAACCACACUGGCAACAACCAUAGUUCAGUACAAUAUAAAUAUUGCACCAAGUCAAUUAUUAUCGCUGAUACAAGGUGCUCAGGCUGGAUAUUCAUAUAACUUGGCGGUCGCAGGACAUUUUUUUACUUAUGUGGCACUGGCUAUUGCGGCAUAUGGAACGGGAUUUGCAAGAAAUGCAACAGAUCUAUAA